This is a messenger RNA of Strigops habroptila (Kakapo), 2237 nucleotides long. RefSeq names its product leucine-rich repeat-containing protein 37A3-like. The transcript has 11 exons. Gene Ontology annotation, molecular function: protein binding. Lineage: Eukaryota; Metazoa; Chordata; Aves; Psittaciformes; Psittacidae. The record is from RefSeq and is a predicted model, not a curated record. The coding region runs from base 8 to 2227 and encodes 739 amino acids.
GCUGGGCAUGGCCCCCGGCCUGGGCCGGCCCCUGGAGCCCUGCCCGGGGCCCUGCCGCUGCCGCGGGCGCCGGCUGGACUGCAGCCGCGCUGCCCUGGCCAGCGUGCCCCCGGCCACCCACCGACGGCCCUUCUCCGUGCUGGAUUUCACUGGGAACGCGCUCACUCUCAUCUCCCCGCAGGCGUGGAAGGGAUACCCGUGGGCUGAGAAGCUAGUCCUCCAGGACAACAGCCUGCAGGCAGUGAAGAGGCGCUCGCUGGAGGGGCUGCUCCUGCUGAGGCACCUGGAUUUAUCUUACAACAUAAUCCAGUCGAUCGAGGCGCGUGCUUUUGAGAACCUUCCUUUCUUGGAGACAAUAAACCUGGAGGGAAAUCUCAUCACCGAUAUCCGGAACGACACCUUCCGGGCAUGGCAUGGGAUGCAAUUCCUCCAGACACUGAUCCUGAGCCGUAACCCACUGUCCAUUAUCGAGGACACAUGGUUCUUCAAGCUGCCUUCAGUCACCCAUCUGGACCUGAGUGCCACACGAGUGACUCGGCAGACACUGCUCAUGCUGCUGCUGAGAACAUCCCGCUUGGAAACACUCAAGCUGUCCAACGACACAGCCUGCUGCCUCUGCCAGCACAAGCACAGCACCGAGACCCCGUGCAGGACCCUCAGCUUCAACUGCGCGAGCGUGUGCAGCACCAGCGCUCCCCGCUGCGCUCCUCUGGCAGAGACACCAGGACACCUAACGGGACCGGUGGCACUCAGGAAGGGGAGCAGCAGCUCCGUGUUGAAGGUCCAGCCCAAGGAACCUUUGCUCAGGGAGCAGAGAACCAUCACGCUCGCGGUUGUCCUGAGCCUGACCAGCCCUGAUGCGUCGGCACCUUCCCCUCAGCAGCUCUCGAGGCAGGAGGGCAACACUGCCAAGGAGCUGAUGCUGAUGCUGCAGAACCUUCAGCACAGGGGCUGGAGCAGCUCCAUUGACACCAGGAGGUUCUAUUUUCUGGCAGAGGGGCUUGUGGCACAGCUGAAGAACAAGCUGCACAAGGCCAUGAGCACCCUGACUGUGAAAAGCCCCAGCACAGCCCGGCCACUGCAGAGGGAUGAGGGGCAGGAGGUGCCAGCAGGAGAGGGAGGAAGAGGCACAGGCUGGGAACAGCGUGAGCCUCUCUUGGACUUGACCCGGGCAGAAUCCACCCUUUUGGAAGCGGCCCGGAGGCUGAACAUCAGCGACAUCCUGCCCGUGUCCAGCCACCAGAGAGCACCCACCGCUCCUGCGGCACAGCCCCCUGCACAGUACCCAGCAGAGGGCCCGCAUCUGGCCCGGUCGGGCGAGAGCCAAGAUGACUCCGCUGCCGUCGAACAGACCAACGUGGCUGACAGAAUGGAGGACGAGGAGGGUGCAGAAGACCAGGAGGAAGCACCAGCUCCAACUCAGGGCUCUGCUGAGACCAACGAGGAGCAGGAGCAGCAGGACAUUGAUGGGACAGUGGGCAGUGAGGACGCAGAGGAAGACCCCACAGCAGCAGAGGGUGCAGCAGAGGAGAGAAUGAGCACAAUCCAGCGUUUCUUCUUUACUCUGCUGUCUAACAACAGCCCCCCUGCUGCCAGCAGCGCACCAGAGGACACAGCUGCAGCGGAGCGUUCCUCUGGGGGCGGGCACCCACUCACUGCCCCUGCAGGCACCACAACACAUGGGCAGCACCAGGACCAGGAACCCCCUGUCCCGACGGCACCGGGCAGCUCCAGCGCCCCGGGCGGUGCGGCCACGCGAGGAGCCACCUUCGACGCCCUGCUCAGCCGCCACCUGCACUUGCUGGUGCCAGACCGAGCCCUGCGCAGGUUCAUGGCACACGUGGCUCGAGCCCUGCGCGGGGACUGCGGCCUGCCCCAGCUCCAGCCAGCCUGCGCCAAGAUGGUCUCGAGGAUGGGGCUGCUCCUGAAGCUGCUCAGCGAGAGGCAGCGUGACCCAGAGCCCUCUGACCUCCUGGAGCAGUGUGUGCGGGAGGAGGACGCCGGCACCUCGCCUCCCCGUGCCCAGGUCCAGGCCAGAGAGAUGGGCAGCGAGUUGGCAGAGACGGAAAUGGCCAAGCACGCCUCUGGCCACAGGCUCCUGCUGGCACUCUCACUGUCCUUCCUCAUCUUGUGUGUUAUUGUCCUGGUGCUGUGCUGCUUCAAGGUUUGCGCCAGGAAAGGUGCCGAGGAUUCGCAAGGCAGCAGCGGCUGUGGCUUGAAGAGGUAACUCCUGCCUG